This is a messenger RNA of Bombyx mori (domestic silkworm), 8884 nucleotides long. It is a transcript of the gene POSH, whose product is annotated as E3 ubiquitin-protein ligase SH3RF1. Gene Ontology annotation, molecular function: ubiquitin protein ligase activity; metal ion binding; protein binding. The coding region runs from base 352 to 3141 and encodes 929 amino acids. The transcript is spliced from 17 exons. The record is from RefSeq and is a predicted model, not a curated record. Gene Ontology annotation, biological process: positive regulation of JNK cascade; positive regulation of proteasomal ubiquitin-dependent protein catabolic process; protein ubiquitination. NCBI's taxonomy places the organism in Eukaryota, Metazoa, Arthropoda, Insecta, Lepidoptera, Bombycidae.
CUUCAGCUUACACCCGCCCCACCGUCGCCCGUUUCCCCCAUCUCACCGUCGUCGGUCGAAUGAUUAAACGGCGAGAAUGGCAUUUGUGCGUGAAAAUAAAUGAGUUUUUGUGUUAACAAGUGCAUAUUUCUUACGACAACGAAUUCUCUCUGUGACCUUUAGUUCAGUAGCUCAAUUGUAAAACACAAAGUGCAUCAUUAUGUGCUGCUUUCGUGCGUUUUUGUGCAGGAAAUUUUUGAAGUGACCUGUUCAGGGUGGUAUCCCGUGGUUUAGGUUUCGCUGCGUCGUGCAAUAAUGGACAGUCUUCCCGCUAACAUCGUUGGAAUUUAAAAUAUUUGGUUUAAAAACGGAAUGGAUGAAGGUCUGUUGAACGACCUGCUCGAGUGCUCCGUUUGUCUGGAGCGGCUCGAUACAUCUUCAAGAGUUCUACCCUGCCAACACACUUUCUGUCUUAAAUGUUUAAAGGUGAUAGUAGAAUCACAUAAAGAACUCCGUUGUCCAGAAUGUCGGAUCCUGGUCGAAACGAAGGUCGAGGACUUGCCUCCGAACGUCCUCCUCAUGAGGAUACUCGAGGGUAUGAGGAAUUCAGCCCCGAAGAAGGUGGUCGGCGUCGGACAGCGGAUAAGAGCGGGACACCUCCAAGUACAGCAGGGAUCUCUCUCAGCACGUGACGGUAAACAGUUGCCGCCACACGCCAGAGCCGUGUACGAUUACAUUUCCAAGGAGCCUGGAGAUCUGUCAUUCAAGAAAGGCGAAAUAAUACUCUUGCAGAAGAAACUGGACGCGUUUUGGUAUCAAGGAGAAUGCUCCGGAAGAACUGGAAUGUUUCCAAUCACUUUUGUGCAGGUCGUCGUACAAUUGCCGGCGGCGACGGCGCUCUGCAAAGCGCUCUACGACUUCCGAAUGUCAGCCCCCGACGAGGAAGGGUGUCUCGCUUUUGAUAAAGGAGCUAUAAUAACGGUGCACCGUCGCGUCGACGACAACUGGGCCGAGGGUAGACUAGAGAACCGAGUCGGCAUCUUCCCUAUAGCGUUCGUUGAACUCAACCAGGCGGCCAGGCAGCUUAUAAACUGCGCGCCCCUGAACCGACCCGUGCCGCCGGUCCCGGGACACGCGCGGCCCGGACACUCCGAACACAGACAUCACUCUCAGCAUCCGCAUCGCUAUCAGCCAAUGUCGGUCUCUACACCGGCGACGUCACAGGGCAACUACCAGAACAUGGCAACGAUGACCCAAUCCCACCCCAACUACCCGACAGCGAUGCUGGUCCAACAGCCGCAGACGCUGGGCCCCCACGCGGGCCUGCUCUCGACGCCGCCGCGGAACAUUCUCGAACAGCAGUCGAAGCACGCGAUAGAUCUGAUACACUUUAGCAACAAGGGCCACGGCGUGCUGGGCCUGCAGAGCGUGUCCCGCAUCGGCGACGUCAACUACGACAGGACGCGCGUCAAGUUCGACUACAAUUCGACUCCCGCGGACUCGACGUACCAAAACGUGCGCCCCCCCGUCUCCAACAACCCCAGCUCGGACUCCAGUUCCAGUAUGAACACUCCGUCGGUGGGCGUCAGUUCCAACACCACGCCCAACACCAGCUCUGACACGAGCACCUGUGAGAGCAACGAGCCCAGCCUGCCGAGUUCCCCGGACAACAACACCGACCGGACCACCGCGGUCAACGGGCCCGACCCGGAUCCUGACCGACGCGAACCUUCACUAAACACCUCGAUGGGAAUAUUGAGCCUGAACGAGAGCUCCACCGCAACAAACACGUCGCUCAACGUCAGCCUGCCCCCUUCAGAGAGUCCCAAACCGAACGCUUCGAAUGAAGAGGUACAGGAAACGGAAGAAGUCAGACUAGACGCCCCGUCUUCCAGCAAAGUAGUGAUCCGAUCGAGCGGGCCGGACUCCCUGCUGAACUUCGGGCUCGGUCUGCAGGCGGCGCUGUCGCCAUCUCAAGGCCAGGAGGGGAACUACGUGGUGUCGAGAUCGCACAGAGACCCUCACAGGGAGAGGGAGAAAAGACACAGUCUCACGCCCUCGACGCAUUUGCAGGCCAAUCAUAAUACGCCGAAUAGACAUUCAGCGGAGAUAGUGGCGACCAGUCUGCUGGACGCGGCGCCGGUCGGGGGGCCGUGCGGGGGGUUGGGCGGGGGGACGGACGCGCGCGCCCGGCGGCGGCGCCGCUCCCGCAGCAGCGAGCGCCCGCUCCCCGCGCACUACGUAGCGCUGUACCCCUACCACCCGCAGAAACCGGACGAACUAGAACUCACCAAAGGAGUGGUGUACACCGUGACGGAGCGAUGUCGCGACGGCUGGUACAAAGGAUUUUCGGAGCGAAGUCAACGGGCUGGAGUGUUCCCCGGGAACUACGUAGCGCCGCACCGAGCCAAGCACGACAAGAGCGUAGUGAGUACGGUGGGCACGGUGCCGAGCCUGAAGGCGAUGACGUCAGGGCCUCCCCCUCCCCCGGACGCCCCGCCGCGGGCCCCCUCUCCCUCCCCGCUGCUCUCUGCGGCACAGCCUUUGACGUACCCUUGGAAUUCGACGACGCUAUGUAUGCAACAAACAACGCCUAGAUCUGAAAAGUCGAGGGACAAAACGAAAGCGGAGAAGUCUUCUAUAUCGAGCGGCGUCAGUCUCAUGAAGCGUUGGGCGGCCAUGAAGAAGUGCAAGUCUCCGCCGCCGGCCGCAGCGUACAGCAUCGACAACCCCGUGUUCGAGGACGGGCCCUCGCGCUUGCUAGACGUGCCGCUGCACCCGCACCACGUCAGGUCGGGGUCGUGCCCCUCGCAGCUGCUGCGUGCGCUCCCCGCCGCCGACAGACGACUCCGCGCCCCCGCCGCACCACUCGCGCACAGAUCUACAAAUGAGAGUCCGUGGCAAACUCAGCACAGGAAAUCGCAAUCUCUCGACGUCACCGCCGCUAGGAAAGACAGACACCAUUCGCAAACCGUUAAAGAAAGAUACCGCUGUAUAGUUCCGUACCCUCCCAACUCGGAGUAUGAGUUAGAAUUGAAAGUGGACGACAUAGUGAUAGUGUCGAAGAAGCGCGGCGACGGCUGGUACAAGGGAACGUUGCAACGCACAGGUCGCACCGGUCUAUUCCCGGCCUCGUUUGUGCAAAGCUGCCCUCACGAAUGACGUACGUACGACAAAUACGCUAGUGUCUUUUAUUAGACACACCACGGGGACAGUCAUGAUAUUUGCCACAACAUGAGAUUAAAAUUUUAUCAACACUUUUGUACUAGGAUUCCCUAGCCUACCGCCAGGUAAAAUCGUGAAUUUGUUGCCGCAGUAAAUAAUAACCGUAUUGUUUUAAGAAGUCAACAAUACAUUGGCGGCUAUGUGCGAAGAACAUGCAAUUUGGCCAUGCUCGACUUAUGUAAAAAUGUCCCGAUUACAACUCGAUUAAAUUUAGUUCUGGCUGUAUGAACUAUUUCCUUUUUGCGUGUCACUUUAGUAGGACAGUCCUAUAUGCCUUUAAGAAAACAUAGAUUCUGUAUCUCAAAAACAAAUUAGAUUAUCAAACUACAGCACGUUUUAUCGAGUUGUAAUCUAAAAACACUAUGUAUAGAUUAUAAAUGUCGGUCGGUGUCAGAAUGUUGGAACUGUCAAUGUCACUUGCCUCCAGCUAAAUUUGAAAAUAGAACAAAAAAAUAAAAGGAACAGAUUCAAUGUUUUAAUUGAAUUAAAUGUAUAUGAAAAUUUUUAGCAAGUUUUUCAAGUCAAACGAUUGUAUUAAGUUGUAUAAACAACAAUGCAAGAAUACAGGUGCCCACCUUUUACUAAGUUAGUUUUUUUUUAAUCUCAAUAGAUUCAUGUAAUUGUUACAUGUAUAAAAUGUAAUAGAAAAAAAAGCCGGGGAUCCCUUUGUUUUAUUAAAAAUGAUAAAAUAUUCAAAGACUUCAGCAUUGUUAAUGAAUUCAAUAAUAUUUUCAAAUAAAAUUAUAAAAACGCAUAUAAAAACAAUGGUUCAAUUAAAUUUCUUAAAAAUUCUACUUUCGGUAAUCCUCCUAAGUCUUAAGAUCAUCAAAUAGGAUCCCAGAGCUGAAAAACAUUUUGUAUCUAUCCGAAAAUUACAUAUUUUUUAAUUUUCUUUUGUUUUAAAAAAUAACAAUGCGGGCCAAAUGAAUGAGUCCAGAGAGAAUAUAAUUAAUGAUAAUUAUGAUUAUUAAUAGUGUAUUUUUAUAAUUAUUAAUAAAAUUGAGUAUCUGUAAUUGUAAUAUUCGUCUGUAGCAUCUUGUAAUACGAUAUAUUAGCUAAUGAAUUUCCACACUUUUUCUACUAGAAAUAUUUUUCCCAUAGUUUAUGUAAUAAAAAUUAUAUUUAUUCGUCUUUUAAACUCGUUGGUCGGUGUGACAAGCGAGACGGGGCUUGCUUAGUGUUAUUGAUGUGAAAUUAUGAGUCAACUUUCACAAUUUUGUCAUUUAAAUUUCAACUUUGGAAUUAAUAUAGUGACAUAUCUGAUUAUUAUUAUUUUAUUAUUUCAACAGUGUCUAGUGAUCAGAUAUAUAAAGUCGCUUGCUCGCAAUCGAUUGUUAAAUACUAGAAUUGAUGGUUUUUUUAUUAACUUAUGUGUCCGGACAUAUGUCAAGUGUUGUAAGAUUGUUUAUAAAAUUCGAAGAUGCGAAAUCUUGAUUUAGUUUAUAUUGGGAUUUUGAUUUUUGAAGCAAUUUACUCGAUUUACAGAGAGUACUAGUAUUCGUAUAAUAAUGAAGUCUAUUUUUACAGUUUAUUAUUUGUAACGUUUCUGAUACUCCCACUUUUCGUGAUCACGGAUCACUAAGGUAUUGUUUGUAGACAUUUGAAUAUUGUGCUGAAUAUAGUAAACUGUAAAAGAACUGCAGAAAACUGUAAAAAUAGUUUUAAUUAGAAUUUUUUUUAAAUAACACCAAAAAAAAGUUGGUUUCUUAGAGAGUUUUAACUGAUAAUUUUUUUUUAAAUCGAAAGCAAGCGAUAAACCUUAGUGUAAAUCUGUUCCACAAAUUUAUAAUAUGUUGAAGACAAGCAGUAGAUGUAAUUUUAAUUAAAUUAAAAUAAAUUUAUUUUUUAGAUAAAUGUAAUCUACGAAUUUUCAUAAGAAUUUAGUGAUUUUAUUUCACAUUUGUAUUCUAAUUCAAUUGUGUGUUUAAAAUUGAUAGGUCAGUCGGUUUCUUUGUUUUUUUUUUUUAAUUCAUUCGGACGCGGUAUAGGAAACUUCAUGUGACGUCAUUCGUGGCCAAAUAACAUAGGAGCUAACCAUAGAAUAUGCAUUAAAACAAUAUGCUUUAUUCACAAAAUUUGAUAUACUUGUAAUGAAAACUGAAUUGUUGAUAUUUCAGAGAAACAAUGAUGGAACAAACGUUUUGAUCUAGUCGAGAUCCUAAUAACUUUUUAUCUUUGAUUCAUAAUCUAAUAGAAGAGUCUAUUUAAGUGAUUUUUCGUGUUUGUACGCGGUAUAGCUUCUAGCCUAACCACGUCCGUUUGAAUAAUUCCCUGACAAUGUAUAGGAGGAAUGUCUUUGUAAGUUCUUUAGAACUACAAUUUUACGCUUAUUAUUAUUAUUUAAAACACCCUUCGUUUGUAAGACACUGCCAUAUUAAAUAUCCUUUUUAACGUGAUUUUUUAUAGGUAACAAACAACUAUUGAGAGAAAUCUUUGGUAUUUCGUGACAAAAAAAACUUUCUGAUUUUACUAUAUAGGAUACAAAUAUUUAAUUUAAAUAUUCGCGUUGUAAUGUAGGUUUGUGUAAAUUAUGUAUUAGUGAUUAGCGAUGUAUUUCCAUCCUUCUCCAAGAUAUAUUCGGUCGGAUUUGUUUUUACGUAGGAAAAUUAUAUUUGUUUUUAUCGCGUGAUCUUUAAUAUAAUAUCUAAAUUAUAGUUUUUCAUACGAAAACAAAUUACAUGUGUGUUGCCAUUGUUCAAGAAAAAAUUAUCCGACCGGAUGUGAUCAUGAGUCCAUUGAUGGAGUUUUUCGAAAACAUUUUCGGAUUUCAUUAGUUGAAUUCACAACUGAUAUUAAAUUUAAUGAAUUAAGACUGUAUAUUAAUAAUUGAUUUUUAGAUUUAUCUAUUAAUAAUAAUAUUUAUAGUUGGCAACACUACUUGAUUGACAAUUUUAUAUUUAUAAUGAUAUAUUAUUAAUGACUUAUAAUCAUUUUUCAUUUCACCAUUAAUGUUUUUGAAGUGUAGAAUUAAUCAAGUAUAUAUUUAUUAACCAUUAACUACGAUUGAACCCGUGAAAUAAAUUGUAAAAUCAUCUCAAUUAUAUUCAUGCAUUAAUCUGUGCAUCUCAUCUCUAAUCUAUGCUUUAAUUUAUUCACUGAGUGUGUGUUCUACAUUUUAUUAGUUCCGACAUUUCAAUCUGUCAAUAUCAUGAAUUUACAACAACAGUAAUUGGUAACAAUUAAAAAAUAUAUAUGUAUGUAUUUUUCGUGUUUUUUAAGUUACGAAGAAACUUUGUUUAUUUGUGUAAAUGUUAAAAAACCUGUUAGAAUCCAUGAUACCUCACAACUGAACUCGUAGAUGGAAUGUAGAGAAUUCUUUCCACCUACCUAUUUGCUAGUAGCCUAAGUAAGGGGCUAUUCCAGCUACGUGGUGACUAAUAAAUAGGUCAGCUCGCGGAUUCAACCUGAGAGAAUUUGCUAAAAUGAACCUAAUUUCGGAAUCGCGAUCUGCUGGGAAGAUCCGGCUAGAAACUCAGUGAGCUAUGUCAUAAUCACCCCGAACCCUUGCUUGCUUGCCAAUAUUUAUAACUACUGAUACCAUGCAGCCCACGUUUUUUUUUACAAAAAAUUAUUUUUUUCUUACACUAUUUUUAAUUCAAAUUCAUUAAAAUUUAUUCUCUAUUUCUUUGUUGGAUUUUCUCGUAUUUUGUUAGUUUUUUUAAACUAUUAUUUAUUUAAAAUUUUUUUGAUUGAAUUUCAAUUUUACCAAUUUUUUUUUUAAAUAUUGUAUAGUCAUCGGUCCUUAAUAAGUAUAUCUGAUUUUGAGUUAAUCCAACGUUUUGAAGGGGGUCAAAAUCAUGUUCGAAGAUUCCGUUACAAACAUACAUACUAAAAUACGUCUGAAGCUAAUAAAAGCGUAUUAAAAAGGUACUCCGAUAUGAAAUCUGCUGAUGGAUUAAAUGUCGGAUCGUUGACCGAAUUAACCCUUUGACUGCCUUGUAGGUUAUCGGUGCCCUACGUGGCCCACUAAGUGUUUGUGUCGAUUUCCGUUAUUAAGGCUAACUUUACCAUCUUUUAUUCUUAAUGUAUACUUAAGUCUUUUUAGGUCUCUUAAAAAUGGUACUUUUGGAUUCGUCUUUCUCAGUCUACUAAGAUAUUCCGGCGUCUUAGUUACAGUCAAAGUGGAUACAUAUUACAUUGGGCAUUGCUAAAUUAUACUGCCAUUACAGAUACAAUUCGGGCUACCCGGUAAUACAUAGUUGCCGCAAAACCUAAUUAAUAAUAAUAAUAAUAACUGGGAACAAAUCACGCACGAUCAUCCGGCCCCAAAUUAGGAUUCUCUGUGUUAUGAGCACCAUAGACUGACACACACACUUAUAUACGUAUAAAUAUAUACUUAAGUAGAUUAUGAACACACAGAGAAAGACCAAACAAACGUGUUCAUCGUACUAACGUUUGUCCGAUAUGGGAAUCGAACCCACGACCCUCCGCGCGACAGUCUGGAGCGCUAACUAUUGCACCCCCGAGUCUAGAUAAUAGAAUUGGUGUUGUACUAAUAAAAAAAUGGAUAUUACUUAAUGACAGUCGUGCACGAAAACUUUUUGUGACUACGUACGUCGUUAAUCGGGCUCGUUUACAACCCUCGGGGUCACUGACCGCCAGAUCAACACGUUGAUUUUAGUUCAGGUUCAUAUAUUCACUAAUUGCGUAGACAUUUAUUUAUUUUUUCUUUUUUAUUACUUAGAUCGGUGGACGAGCUCACAGCCCACCUGAUGUGAAGUGGUUACUGGAGCCCAUAGACGUCCACAACGUAAAUGCGCCACCCAGCUUGAGAUAUAAGUUCUAAGGUCUCAAGUAUAGUUAAACGGCUGCCCUGCCCUUUAAACCGAAACGCAUUACUGCUUCACGGCAGAAAUAGGCAGGGUGGUGGUACCCACUCGCGCGGACUCACAAGAGGUCUUACCACCAGUAAACCACUAUCGCAUUCAGUCUUCUUCUUUCUUUCCUAUUACCCCCCUCUGUUGGUGUUUUUUUUUUUCAUUCAUCAUCAUAAGUUGUAUCUCUCCACUGCUGGAUGUAGGCCUCUCCCAUAGUCCGCCACAAUCAACGAUCCUUCGCCUUCCACAUCCAAUCGUUCCCAGCAUAUCCCCGCAAGUCAUCGGUUCAACGGGCAAGGGGACGCCCAACGCUGCGCUUACCACGUCAUGUCCAAGAGGCCCAGUUCCUGCUCUACUGAGAGACGUCAAGUUGUUCUGGGUAGGCCUCUCUUCCUUUUAUCGCGUUCAGUGGGAGAAAUAUUUCUUAAACAAACUCUCUAUAUACAUUUAAGUAUAUUUAUAUAUUUAUUUUCAAGAUCUUUGUAUUAUAACUUUCAUAAUAUUGAAAAUAACGAAACUAAUAUUUUAUAUAACAUUAUUUAUUAAUUCGGUUGUGUUUGUGCGUGUGUACGUGUGCGUGUUAUUUUUUUUUAUGUCUUUUGUAUAUUUAAUCUGUAAUAUUACGUAACUCACACAACGAACGUUUUAUAGAUUCCAAUGUAUGUUGCUCAUUUCUGUAGAUUACUAUGGAUAUUCUUGUCACAAAAUAACGACUUUUGGAUGGUUGCGAUAAAUGUCGCGAGCAUUCGGUGGUUUUGUAAUAACCCUUGUUCAUUUUAAAGUUUGCUUCUAGAGAGUAAUUUUCAAAGGGAAUCAUAUCGAAGUUGAAUUAGGUAAAGAAAUAAAGAUUUCUUCUUAAUUUA